UUACACUUGGCACAAUGCAGACAGGCAAGUACCAUUCUUCUGGCAACCGCCAAACUCAGACACAUCCCUCAAAUUGCCAGACAGAGAAGCGUGAUUCGUCACUCCAGAGAACACGUUUCCACUGCUCUAGAGUCCAGUGGCGGCUGGCUGAGUUGCUGUUGUUCCCAGUUGCUUCCACUUUGUUAUAAUACCACUAACAGUUGACUGUGGAAUAUUUAGUAGCAAGGAAAUUUCACGGAUGGACUUAUUGCACAGGUGACAACCUAUCACAGUACCACACUUGAAUUCACUGAGCUCCUGAGAGUGAUCUAAUGUUUAUAGAAGCAGUCUGCAUGCCUAG
This is a messenger RNA of Staurois parvus, 340 nucleotides long. The record is from the annotation of a GenBank genome assembly. Lineage: Eukaryota; Metazoa; Chordata; Amphibia; Anura; Ranidae.